AUGGCUUCCUUACUCUCUACAACAACUACACUUCAACAUACUCAUAACAAAAUAUGUUUCUCUCCGCUAAAACUCACCACCCCAUUUAACAAUUCUUUCUUAACAAAACAUUUCAAUAAUCAUUCUAUAAGGUGUAAUGCAUUUUUCGAUAUCAUCCCCAAAGAAAUAUUAUUGAGCAGCACUUUUUAUUUGGAUAAGUUUCAAAGUGUGAGCGAGGAUUUAUCAGACAUGCAAAGGUUGGAGAUUUUUCUCUUUGUUGGACUGACAUGGUUGUACUUAACUGCAAGACCAGGUGUUCUUUUUGGUGCCAUUGAUGCAUACCUUUUGGCUCCAAUGCAAUUGGUUUUGGAUAGUUUAUCCGGAAGGAGAAGCAUGAAGAGGAGUGAUUUCUUGAUUGGUGAUAAGAUAGGAGAAGGGUCGUUCGGUGUUGUUUAUUCUGCUGUUUUGGCAACAAAGAAUGUGGAUGCGAAAGAGAGGAUUCAGAAGAAUGGACGAGGUAAGAUGGAUGCUAAAUCCAAGGAUAAAGUCAUUCUUAAAAAGGUGAAGGUUGGAAUUGAAGGGGCAAAAGAAUUUGGUGAUUUUGAGGAGUGGUUCAAUUAUAGACUCUCUAGAGCCGCUCCUGAAACAUGUGCCAAGUUCCUUGGAAGUUUUGUAGCAGAUAAAAGCAAUUCUCAAUUCACAAAAGGUGGAAAAUGGCUUGUUUGGAAGUUUGAGGGAAGCCGUACUCUCGGGGAUUACAUGACAGAUAAAAACUUCCCUUCAAACUUAGAGUCCAUCAUGUUCGGAAGUGUCUUGCAAGGUGUGGAAUCUUCUAAAAGAAAUUCACUUAUCAUCAAGCAAAUAAUGCGCCAAAUUGUUACAUCUCUUAAGAAAAUUCAUGAUACUGGAAUUGUACACAGGGAUGUAAAGCCUUCAAACUUGGUUGUUACAAAACAAGGACAGAUUAAACUCAUUGAUUUCGGUGCAGCAACCGACCUUAGAAUCGGAAAGAAUUUUGUUCCUGAUUAUACACCUUUGGAUCCUGAUUACUGUCCACCCGAACUAUAUGUGCUACCACAAGAAACACAAAGUCUUCCUCCUGAGCCAAUUGCAGCUUUACUUUCACCAAUCUUGUGGCAGUUAAACAGUCCUGAUCUCUUUGAUAUGUAUUCUGCUGGAAUUGUACUCCUGCAAAUGGCAAUACCAACCUUAAGGUCUCAAGCUGCUUUGAAAAAUUUCAAUUUGGAAAUGAGAACAUGCGGAUACGAUUUGAACAAAUGGAGGGACUCUACUCGCAUGAAGUCUAACUUCCAAAUCCUUGAUAGUGAUUCUGGUAGAGGCUGGGACUUAGCAUCAAAGCUUAUCUCCGAAAGAAGAAGGCGUUUAUCCGCUGCUUCUGCUUUGAGGCAUCCUUAUUUUCUUCUAAGUGCUGAUCAGGCAGCCGCAGUUCUUUCUAAAUUUAGCUUUAGCACAAAAUGA
Messenger RNA from Lathyrus sativus (Indian pea), 1458 nucleotides. The record is from the annotation of a GenBank genome assembly. Lineage: Eukaryota; Viridiplantae; Streptophyta; Magnoliopsida; Fabales; Fabaceae.